AUGAUAUGGCGGUUGGCGGUCGUGGUCCUGUCUGGGUUGGUUGCCAUGGUGACAGCUCAGGAUGUUAUAACGACUCUGGAACGUUGUGCCACAGACCCCACCUACAAGCCACCAAGUAACUCGGACAUGACUGUGACGUGUCACACUGAGAGGAUGAUGCUGAGCAUCCUGCUGUGUCCGAUGUACUUUAGCGGCUACAACGAGUCUCUGAUGGCCCUUAAUGCAAGGUUCCGGUCGGAGUGUAGGGGCACCGCAGACCUGGCAGCGGAUCCUCCAGUACUGAAGUUUACUAUCGACUUGGACGAGGCCUCGAUUAAACAGUGUGGCUGCAUACUCAAGACUAUGACUGAGCCUGGUACUGGUAUCUUCUCGGACUACUCGAGUGUGCAGUAUGUGAACAUCUCAGGCAUCGUCAACGCCCUCGAUCCCACAGCCGGCACCAUCACCUAUAAAGAGGAGAUCAUGUACCUCUUCUCCUGCCAGUACCCUCUGCAGUACUUCGUCAACAACACGGAGCUCAGCGUUUCUGGCGUGAAUCUGGCAGUGAAGGACAACAACGGCAGCUUUAUCAGCACUCUCAGCAUGAAACUCUACAAGGACCAGUUGUAUACCCAGGACAUGAUUAUGCCAGACAAUGGACUCCAGCUGAAGACCCGAAUCUUUGUGGAGAUCAAAGCCACCAAUCUCACCAGCAGGUUCAACGUGCUGCUUGAUCGCUGCUAUGCCAGUGUCAGCCCUGCCCCUACCAACAGCACUUACUACGACCUGUUUGUGGGGUGUAACCGUGAUCCCCAGACGGUGGUGCAUGUGAAUGGAAUGACCCAGAAAGCCCAGUUCUCGUUUGAGGCGUUCCGUUUCACUGAGCACAAGAACCGAACCAUCUCCACGUUCUACCUGCACUGCCUCACUCGCCUCUGUGAAAACGCAACCUGCGCAUCUAUGAUGCCGGUCUGCACCAACAGGAGGAGGAGGGAGGCGGAGCCUGUAUUGACCUAUCGGACGAAGAGGCAAGUGGAGAUGGCUGACUCCGUCGAAGUGACAACAGUGUCGUCUGGACCAAUCGUGACCAGAGCCGACGCCCCUCCUACUAGUGCUGCUUCUCAAGGACUGGUGGGCAUGUCAAACGCAUUGGGCUCGAAGGACAAGAGCAGAGACGAAUCAAGCGCUCUGAUUGGUGUUGCCGUAGCAGCAGGAAUCCUGAGCGUCGUGUGCAUCAGCAUGGCCGUCGCCAUGGUGUGGCGGAGGACGAAACACUAGACCGGGGACGGGGUCUGAUGAUGUCACAGGAAGUGUGCUUGCCCCGCAAGAGACUCUCCACCAAUCACAGAGCACAGCUGCUGACUUUGUACUCCUCAUGCGUCGCUACUGUCCCUGAAACCUGUAUAUGAUAAAUUACCACCUACUCGUCUAGAUCCACUAGUGUGAUAUAUUGUUAUUGGCAUUUUGGGGACUGCUAUGAUUAUUUGGGAUAAUUUGUUUUAGAUGGGGCACGGGUCAGUCUUCCUGAAUCUCUCCUUGAGAUUUUUAUUCCUGAUGUGAUGGGCUGAUGGGAAGACAGUUAUUCACUCAUUACUACAGACGGUCAUCUACACUUCCUUUUUAUUCCUAAUAUGAUUGGCUGGAAAGCUUCACUUUAUAUUUCGAAUGUCAUUUUAUUUCAAAUGUAAUCCUCAGGGGGUGUUAAGAGGGUCCUGCGUGUCAUGACAGUCUGCGAGUGUUUUUGUCAUUGAAUGGGACUUAACACUAUUCAGAAAAAUAGCCUUGAGUUAUAUGUCCAAGGCAAUUUACAGUAAAAGACAAUGUGAAUGGCGCGUAAUAAUAUCAAAGGCAUAAUGCUGCAAUGCCUCAGCUUGGAAAGUUGACCAUAAUCAGCCCCACAUUUUCUACUCAUACAUUUACAUUUGUAAACAGGAGGCAUACUGUAUUACCAUAUAUGUUUUUAGAUGAUGUCUCUAAAGACUUUUGGACCUUGGCAGAUACCAGGGAAAAUGGCAAGAGUACUUAAGAGUAGAGUAGA
Molecule: messenger RNA, 2017 nt
Organism: Engraulis encrasicolus (European anchovy)
Lineage: Eukaryota; Metazoa; Chordata; Actinopteri; Clupeiformes; Engraulidae
Product: zona pellucida-like domain-containing protein 1
Exons: 11
Coding region: 1-1257 (418 amino acids)
Cellular component (GO): cell surface
Source: RefSeq, a predicted model, not a curated record